Labeo rohita (rohu) is the source of this 2521-nucleotide messenger RNA. It is a transcript of the gene krt5, whose product is annotated as keratin 5. The record is from RefSeq and is a predicted model, not a curated record. Gene Ontology annotation, biological process: keratinization; intermediate filament organization. Lineage: Eukaryota; Metazoa; Chordata; Actinopteri; Cypriniformes; Cyprinidae. The coding region runs from base 124 to 1884 and encodes 586 amino acids. Gene Ontology annotation, molecular function: structural constituent of skin epidermis. Gene Ontology annotation, cellular component: keratin filament. The transcript is spliced from 9 exons.
UCCUUGGAGAAGGUACUCAGAGGGAUUUAAGUUUCCUCUUAGUGAGCUCUUCUGCUCUGGAUCUCUCUGUCUCAUCCUGCUCUUUCUCCGUCUGAUCUUCAUCCCCUCAUAGCAGCAGCAGCCAUGUCUGUCAAAACUAUUACAACCUACUCUACCAGCGGUGGAAGCAUCAGCGGCGGCGGCGGCAGUUCAGGUGGAGGAAUCAGGAAGACCUUCUCAAGCAUGUCUGCUAGUGCAUUACCCAUUGGCGGCAGAAUGAGCUCCGUGUCAUUCCGUCGUGGCGGUGGUGGCGGCGGCUUUGGCCAGUCAAGCUACAGCUACAGCUCUGGUGGCGCCGGCAGCGGCUAUGCCGGAGGUCUCGGAGGAGGUUUCGGAGGUGGAGGAUUCGGAAGUGGUUCUGGAUAUGGCGGUGGUCACGGCGCUGGAUUCGGUGGUGGAUACGGUGGUGGAUACGGCAGUGGUCUCGGUGGUGGAUUCGGCAGUGGAUACGGCCUUGGUUUGGGCGGUGCACCUGGUGGAGUGUUCCCUGGUUCAGCACCCAUCACAGCUGUCACAGUCAACCACAGCCUCCUCGCCCCACUGAACCUAGAAAUCGACCCCAACAUCCAGGCUGUCCGCACCCAGGAGAAAGAGCAGAUCAAGACCCUCAACAACCGCUUCGCUUCCUUCAUUGACAAGGUGCGCUUCCUGGAACAGCAGAACAAAGUACUCGAGACAAAAUGGAGUUUACUGCAGGACCAGACCACCACCCGUUCAAACAUCGACGCCAUGUUCGAGGCCUACAUCAGCAACCUGCGCAGACAGCUUGACGGACUUGGCAGUGAGAAGAUGAAGCUGGAAGGAGAGCUGAAGAACAUGCAGAAUUUGGUAGAGGACUUUAAGAACAAAUACGAAGAUGAAAUCAACAAGCGUGCCGCAGUGGAGAACGAAUUUGUCCUGCUCAAGAAGGACGUUGACGCUGCCUACAUGAACAAGGUUGAGCUUGAGGCCAAGGUUGAUUCUCUUCAGGAUGAAAUCAACUUCCUCAGGGCCAUCUUCGAGGAGGAGCUGCGUGAACUCCAGGCACAGAUCAAAGACACAUCAGUCAUUGUGGAAAUGGACAACAGCCGCAACCUGGACAUGGACGCCAUCGUUGCUGAGGUCCGUGCACAGUACGAGGACAUCGCCAACCGCAGCCGUGCCGAGGCUGAGUCAUGGUACAAACAGAAGUUCGAGGAGAUGCAGUCAAAUGCUGGCAGAUACGGAGAUGACCUUCGCAGCACCAAGGCUGAGAUCGCUGAGCUCAACCGCUUGAUCAGCAGACUUCAGAAUGAAAUUGAAGCUGUCAAGGGACAACGUGCCAACCUGGAAGCUCAGAUUGCUGAGGCUGAGGAGCGUGGAGAAAUGGCAGUGAAGGAUGCCAAGCUCCGCAUUAAGGAACUGGAAGAGGCCCUGCAAAGAGCAAAGCAGGAUAUGGCGCGCCAGGUGCGUGAGUACCAGGAGCUCAUGAACGUCAAACUGGCCUUGGACAUUGAGAUUGCCACCUACAGGAAGCUUCUGGAAGGAGAGGAGUGCAGGAUUGCUAGUGGUGGCGCCGCAGCAACCAUCCACAUCCAGGAAACAAGUGUCAGCGGUGGUGGCGGCGGCGGCGGCGGCUACGGAUUCGGUGGUGGUGCUGGAUUCGGUGGUGGUGCUGGUGGAUUCGGUGGUGGCGCUGGUGGAUUUGGUGGUGGCGCUGGUGGAUUCGGCGCUGGUUCCGGAAUCGGACUCGGAGGUGGCAGUGGCUUCAGCAGUGGCAGCGGCUUCGGAUAUGGUGGUGGCUCAGGGAUUUCCAUUGGAGGUGGUGGCGGCCAGAUCUCAGUGUCCCGCUCCUCUGUGGUGCAGAGCCAGAAGCGCCGCUUGUAAACCAGAAACAUCCACCCAGUUCCCCGCUCCCAAACAUCAUCUACCACCUGGGCAACUCCUUUCUUUUUCACUCCACACUUCAAUGCUUCACACCUUUUCGAUGUGUUUAACCCCCCAAAACCAACGCGACCCAAAGAGACUUUCAUGUCAAAGUGUUAUAUCUAAACGGCUUUUCACACUCACUGUGUUGUUUUUGAUAUUUGUUUUUUCCUCUUGGCAUCGCUCCUCGUCCUUAAGGGGAUGCACGAUGAAAAAGGAGCUAAUGAGACAGACAAAGCAUGGAGCCCAAGUACUUUUUCAGGGUGGAUAGCUUUUGUUGCUCUGUGUUACGACAUGCAUGUAUUAAACAAACAAAACUAAUUCUGUUUCAGCUGAUUCAGAAUUCUGCAGCACUACAACGAGCAUUGUUAAUGCCUCUGCUGCAUAUACAUAGUGCAACAAAAUCUACUCAUCUGACAUUGUACUGCCUUUAGAGAGGGGUAACUGUGAGGGAAAUCUCAGUUAUUACCCAACCUUUACUUUACCUUUUCCUGAUUUUGGAUGAUGGGCUGAUGAGCUGUCCUUAUGUCAAAAUUGUUGUAUUCAUCGAGCCAUGUACCACAUGGAAACACCAAUAAAUCAGGGUUGCAAAAAAUUA